Messenger RNA from Closterium sp. Yama58-4, 1653 nucleotides. Lineage: Eukaryota; Viridiplantae; Streptophyta; Zygnematophyceae; Desmidiales; Closteriaceae. The record is from the annotation of a GenBank genome assembly.
AUGGUUUACACCCCCCUUUAUGUGACCGACCUCCCUUUCUCCCACCAGCUCUGUGCACCCCGCAAUCUAUUAUCCUUUGCCUCACCUGCUUCCCCCCUCCCUCCUCCUUGCUUCCCCCCUCCCGCCUCCUUGCUUCCCCCCUCCCUCCUCCCUGCUUCCCCCCUCCCGCCUCCUUGCUUCCCCCUCCCUCCUCCCUGCUUCCCCCCUCCCGCCUCCUUGCUUUCCCCCUCCCUCCUCCCUGCUUCCCCCCUCCCUCCUCCUUGCUUCCCCCCUCCCGCCUCCUUGCUUCCCCCCUCCCUCCGCCCUGCUUCCCCCCUCCCUAUGCCCUGCUUCCCCCCCCUCCUCCCUGCUUCCCCCCUCCCUCCUCCCUGCUUCCCCCCUCCCUCCUCCCUGCUUCCCCCCUCCCGCCUCCUUGCUUCCCCCCUCCCUCCUCCCUGCUUCCCCCCCUCCCGCCUCCUUGCUUUCCCCCUCCCUCCUCCCUGCUUCCCCCCUCCCUCUUCCUUGCUUCCCCCCUCCCGCCUCCCUGCUUCCCCCCUCCCUCCUCCCUGCUUCCCCCCUCCCUCCUCCCUGCUUCCCCCCUCCCGCCUCCUUGCUUCCCCCCUCCCUCCUCCCUGCUUCCCCCCUCCCUCCUCCCUGCUUCCCCCCUCCCUCCUCCCUCCUUCCCCCCUCCCGCCUCCUGCCUUCCCCCCUCCCUCCUCCCUGCUUCCCCCCUCCCUCCUCCCUGCUUCCCCCCUCCCGCCUCCUUGCUUCCCCCCUCCCUCCUCCCUGCUUCCCCCCUCCCUCCUCCCUGCUUCCCCCCUCCCUCCUCCUUGCUUCCCCCCUCCCUCCUCCCUGCUUCCCCCCUCCCUCCUCCCUGCUUCCCCACUCCCUCCGCCCUGCUUCCCCCCUCCCUCUGCCUUGCUUCCCCCCUCCCUAUGCCCUGCUUCCCCCCUCCCUAUGCCCUGCUUCCCCCCUCCCUCCUCCCUGCUUCCCCCCUCCCUCCGCCCUGCUUCCCCCCUCCCUUCGCCCUGCUUCCCCCCUCCCUCUGCCUUGCUUCCCCCCUCCCUAUGCCCUGCUUCCCCACUCCCUCCGCCCUGCUUCCCCCCUCCCUUCGCCCUGCUUCCGCCCUCCUUCUGCCAUGCUUACCCCCUCCCUCCGCUCUGCUUCCCCCCUCCCUAUGCCCUGCUUCCCCCCUCCUUCUGCUGUGCUUCCCCCCUCCCUAUGCCCUGCUUCCCCCCUCCUUCUGCCAUGCUUCCCCCCUCCUUCUGCCAUGCUUCCCCCCUCCUUCUGCCAUGCUUCCCCCCUCCUUCUGCCAUGCUUCCCCCACCCUCCGCCCUGCUCACCGCCACCCUCAGAGAGGUGAGCGCCACGCAUCACGCGAGCCUUCGAUUUCCCUGGCCUGCCCCUCCUCUCCCUGGAUCUCACCAUCCUUCCUCUCCCUCCCCAUGUGCCUCUCCUCUCCCUCCCCAUGUGCCUCUCCUCUCCCUCCCCAUGUGCCUCUCCUCUCCCUCCCCAUGUGCCUCUCCUCUCCCUCCCCAUGUGCCUCUCCUCUCCCUCCCCAUGUGCCUCUCCACCCAUCGCUCAUCCCUUUGUUUCCAUUCAAGCAUGACCAGGUCGGGCUCAGAUGAGUCUGGCAGAGUAAAGGGAGCAGCCGCAGGCUCAAGGAAGUGUUGA